UUUCAUUCUCUGGCAUUGGACUUUGAGCCGUCAGAAUCAUGAGCAACUACAGCGUGUCCUUGGUUGGCCCAGCUCCUUGGGGUUUCCGGCUGCAAGGUGGCAAGGAUUUCAACAUGCCCCUGACAAUCUCCAGUCUCAAAGAUGGUGGCAAAGCAUCCCAGGCAAACGUAAGAAUAGGCGAUGUGGUCGUCAGCAUUGAUGGGAUGAGUGCCAAUGGAAUGACUCAUCUGGAAGCCCAGAACAAGAUUAAGGGCUGUACUGGCUCCCUGAAUAUGACUCUGCAAAGAGCAUCUUCUACACCCAAGCCUGAGCCUGUUCAUGUUCAAAAGCCCACAGUCACCAGCGUGUGUUCCGAGACUGCUCAGGAGCUAGCAGAGGGACAGAGAAGAGGAUCCCAGGGUGACAGUAAACAGCAAAAUGGCCCACCAAGAAAGCACAUUGUGGAGCGCUACACGGAGUUCUAUCACGUACCCACUCACAGCGACGCCAGCAAGAAGAGGCUGAUGGAGGACACCGAGGACUGGCGUCCCAGGACAGGGACAACUCAGUCUCGCUCCUUCCGGAUCCUUGCCCAGAUCACCGGGACUGAACACUUGACAGAAUCUGAAACUGAUAAUACGAAGAAGGCAAAAUUUGACAGUUCUCUGGAAGACUUACCUAGGAGUGGACCUCACCCACCUGCAAGUGCUCAGGUGUUAAACAUGGGUGGCCAUGUAGCCACACUUUCCAAAGUAGCAGCUCCUUAUUCUAGUGUAAGCAACUCCAUAAGAAAUGCGGAAGGUCCUUUGGAAGGUCCUCGAAAGUUCUCUACCUUCUCUCCUCCUGCUAGAUAUAGCGCAGCAGUGCUGAGCAGUGCAGCUGCUACUGUCUCUGCUGUGGUUGCUGCAAAGACCAGGCUCUCCACUGCGGAAAGAUACCUCCCCAUCUUGGAUGCACUUUGCAUCAGUCCUGUUUCCAAGCCUUUAGUUUUUUCUUCUCUCCAGUCCUCUGGGAAACCAGCUGUCUCUGUCCAUGUGCAGAAAGCAAGUGAUACUCAGGGUCCGCCCCCAACAUCAGCUUCGUCGGUGGCUUCAACCCGGAGCGGAGCUGAGAGCCUGGAGAGCCCAAACGCCAGCAGACCUGGGCCUGCCAGCCUCACCACCGCAGUCGCCUUUAAGCCCGUGGGCUCCACCAGCGUCAUCAAGUCACCGAGCUGGCAGCGGCCAACCCAAGCAGGACCUUCCACUGGGAGAAUCUCAAACAGUGCAGCUUCCUCAGGAGCAGGGGCACCAGCUAACUCAACUGCGGGGCAGCCCCAGCCGAGUGACCAGGACACGCUGGUGCAAAGAGCCGAGCACAUCCCAGCAGGGAAGCGAACGCCCAUGUGUGCCCACUGUAACCAAGUCAUCAGGGGACCAUUUCUAGUGGCACUGGGGAAGUCCUGGCACCCAGAAGAAUUUAACUGUGCCCACUGCAAAAAUACAAUGGCCUACAUCGGAUUCGUAGAGGAGAAGGGAGCCCUGUAUUGUGAACUAUGCUACGAGAAGUUCUUUGCUCCCGAGUGUGGUCGAUGCCAAAGGAAGAUCCUGGGAGAAGUCAUCAAUGCUUUGAAGCAAACUUGGCACGUGUCCUGUUUCGUGUGUGUGGCCUGCGGGAAACCCAUUCGCAAUAAUGUUUUCCACUUGGAAGAUGGUGAACCCUACUGUGAGACCGAUUAUUAUGCCCUCUUCGGUACUAUCUGCCGUGGGUGUGAAUUUCCCAUCGAGGCUGGUGACAUGUUCCUGGAAGCUCUGGGCUCUACCUGGCAUGAUACCUGCUUUGUCUGCUCAGUGUGCUGUGAAAGUUUGGAAGGCCAGACCUUUUUCUCCAAGAAGGACAAGCCACUUUGCAAGAAACAUGCGCAUUCUGUGAAUUUUUAAAAGUAACAGUUAAAGGGAAGAUAAGAAAUUUGAAGAGGAAGAGAAGAAUUAAAAUUACAGAUUAAUUUUUAAAUUUAACACUUGAGUUUUGAAAAGUAAUGGCCCUGAAGGAAUAAAUUCCAGCUUUAAAAAACCAAGUCAAUGAGGAAAUAUUUGGCUUUAUAAAGUAAAGAGACAGUUUGGCAUCUAUUAUUACUUUUUCCUGUAUUUUCUGCCCAUAAAAUAACUUUUAUGAAAACCAAUUUCCUGGUUGACUAUUAAAUUCAUCUUAGAAUAAAUUAGUAAAGAAUUAAAUUUUAGAAUAAAAAUUCAACUUUUAUACUUAAUUAUUCUCGUUAGGUAGUUAUGAGAAAAUCUGCAAAAGGCAGUGUAAAUGUCAUACAUUUUAUCAAUAAGAGAAUCAUUGCUUUUAACUAGCGUUUGUUUGCAAAACACUUAAUAGGAGUUUAAAUAGAAGAUUUUAUCAGUAGUAGUUGUCAGUUUAUUAAACACUGUGUCCACAUUCUAUUUGUCUUACAGUGGAUGUGGUUCAAGCAGGAAAAGCCAGUGAGAUCAUUGAUCAAACGUGUCAUGCCAAGGUUAUAGUCUUCUCUCAUUUCCCCCAGACAGAUCCUAUGUAGGCUUAUACAUCUCAAAUGUUUGCCUUUUGUUAAAAUGUGACUAUUUCUAUUCAUUUUGUGUGCAUUAUAACCUAAGGUAGCCAAACUCCAUUUUCCCCCCUUCCCUCAUACUGAGAUAAAGAGCCAAUUAAGUACUUCUGGGCUCUGACAGCUUUCUUUCUCUUUAAAGUGAAUAAGUAGGAGACAAUAAAACAAUUGUUCCUCUCCCCCCAAAAGUCCCCUUUUUUGGAUAAUGAAUCAAUUAAAUUAGUUUCAGAGUUGUGUUACUGACUGAUGAAGAUUGGAGAGCUCUUUGCAGAAUCAUCUUUUUUUUUUUUUUAAUUCUACGUUAGAAUAAUAAAAGAUUGGCUUGGAAGUGUGAUAAAAAUUUAGAAUUUAAUAUAUUUUUAAAUUAUGCCAGAUGGACAUAUGCCUGUGUAUGAGGGGUAAGGGCACACACCCCCACCCCUAACCAGGCCUGGUCACGCAACAACUCUUUUUUGUCCAUCACAUCAGGGCUCUGGGCACAUGUACACACGUGCCCUGCAUGUGAGCUGCCAGGGCUGGGGCUCAAACCCUGGUCAGCACGUGGAAUCUGACUUCCACUGCCCAGUGCUUACCAACUAUGCUAUAGGGCUGGCCCUCAUGCCUUUGUGUGUGUGUGUGUGUGUGUGUGUGUGUGUGUGUGUGUUAUUUUUUCAAUAAUAAGUGAACCACUUGCAAAUGUGUGAUCAGAGUUUGGGAAGCUUUUACUCACAGCUGUUCCAUAGUAUAGUAGAUAACAUGAUUAAUUACUCAGAUCGGCCCAUUGUUUUCCUCAUUCGGGAAAAGAAUUCGGUAGAUACACGUGGAGACAGAGAAACAAUUGUGGUAAAACUGGAUCCUUUGGUAUUUACUUAGUGAGAAAACAGAUUAUGCCACUUGAUAGUUUUUCCUCUGUUUCUAGGAUGGACAGAAGCCCAUUAUCUCUCGUUAUAACUUCAAUUUGUUUGGGACAAGUUCCUCUAAGGUUGAGACAGAGUCCCAAGUCCUUCCUGCCCCAUCAGUCACUAAGGACUUCAUUUCCAUUGUGUGCAUGUUUGUUAUAGAGGAGAUUUUAGGCUACAAUAUUUGUUUAACCUCCCUAAGAACUUUCAAGGCAUUUGUCUUGAAAGCUGUUAAUUUAUAGUCUAGCAGAUUUAUAUUAUAUGCAGAUAAUAAUUAACUGGGGAUGAAAGAAUGGGAAGGGGUGACACAGAGUGGCAAAGUGAAUGCUUCUCCAAUAGCAACCCCAGACUACCUCCUCACCCUGCAUCUUGCAGGGAGGCAGGAAGUUGCUUUUGAAAUAAAGUGCUGGAACUGAAUCGUGCAUUUUAUCUCAUUGCUGCUGCAACGGCCUAGAGACUGAGACUGGCUGGCCAAGGUGCAUGGUCACCAUCCGAAUGCCAGCCUUGCUUUAUACAGUACAAAAUGCCUUGGUGGUUUUGUUCUGGCGAGGUAGAACUUCUGUUGUUGUUUAGUUUUGCCUUUAUAGAUUAUAGGCCAAGAUAGUUUUUGGUAGGCUAGUGGCAUUUAGGUAUUUUCAUUUGAUCCCGGAUUUCUUAGAAAGUUAUCUUACAUUAAGGAUAUCACUUUUAUUAGACCUUUUUUCCCCCUGCUUAUUUUUCAUGAAACAUAAUGUUUUUCCAAAUUUUAUUCCUUAAAAGGUAAUCUUGCUUCCUAAUUUAUCAUUUUUGUCUGCGUGCUUUGUCCUCCUCUUCUGUGGCAAAGUUUUAAAUCUCUUCGUAAAACAGUUCAUUCUAUGAGAUAAAUAGUGAAGAGACCCCAGAAGAAUCUCUCUCUCCCAGCAGGGGAUGCCGUAUUCAAGCAUCAGUCGCAAUCUUUCCAUAACUGGCAAAGCACUUUAUCCUUCUGGUGAGCUCCCUGAAUAUUUAUUUUUCUGACUAUAAAUAUUCCCUUGUAAGUGGCUUUUUUUUUUUUUAAUUAUUACUUUUCACUGUAGAGCGAUUUAUUUUUAGUCUCUAUAGAUGUAUAUUUUGGAACACUGUCUUUGGUGUAACACAGAUUAACAUUGUAGCACGUGACUCAAAAAACUCCCCUACCCGGACUUCCCAUGUUCAGAGCCAUGUAUACUCCUCUCUAGCCUUGCAUGGCCGCGAUGUUGACUGCCGAAGUAGCAACCAACAAAUGAUCCUCUUUGCUUAUGUUUGAAGUAGCGUACAUAUUUCCUAUUGAUUAAGGUUACAUUUAGAGUCUAAAACCUAAUCAUUUGGUCACAUAGUAAAACAAACAGAAGCAACCAUUUAAAUCUGCAGAAUGUUAGUGUAGCAUUUUGACAUGUUUAAAAUAAUCUACAGCAAAGAUGUACCAUUUUCAAGGGGUUCUGUAUUAGAAGCACUUUUAUACGAACUAAUUCCUUUCUUUCCCGUAAUUCAAGAGUGAACCUGGCAUUACAAUAAUAUUUUUAUGAUGACUGGGUGAUUAGGGCUCCCUAUUAAAGAGAGGCCUUUCAGACAUAAGGGAAGGAAAAGCAAACUGAAUAGUUUUACACAGACCACAUCUGGCUUCAACUUGACCCCCUCACUCCCCAAAUGUGUAAAGGGUAUUGGGUUUGGAUUCUCAGUGUAUAAUUUGCAUUCUCUGUUGAUCUCUGUCUUUAAGUUUUUAAGUGUGUAUAUCUGCUAUUUUGCUUUUGGAUACAUUUUCUAAUUAAAAAUCACAUGAGAAAUAUAAUCCAUAUAGUAAUACCUUAAUGUGCACAUACUUGAUAAAUAAACGACUGCAGUCAUAUGGA
Molecule: messenger RNA, 5270 nt
Organism: Tupaia belangeri chinensis (Chinese tree shrew)
Lineage: Eukaryota; Metazoa; Chordata; Mammalia; Scandentia; Tupaiidae
Gene: PDLIM5
Product: PDZ and LIM domain 5
Exons: 15
Coding region: 39-1898 (619 amino acids)
Biological process (GO): muscle structure development; actin cytoskeleton organization; heart development
Cellular component (GO): Z disc; filamentous actin; adherens junction
Molecular function (GO): muscle alpha-actinin binding; actin binding
Source: RefSeq, a predicted model, not a curated record